Molecule: messenger RNA, 2426 nt
Organism: Ooceraea biroi (clonal raider ant)
Lineage: Eukaryota; Metazoa; Arthropoda; Insecta; Hymenoptera; Formicidae
Source: RefSeq, a predicted model, not a curated record
AGGUUUCUGCAUAGUAAAAAAUUUCACAUCUAUUUUAAUGUAGAAUUCUUAAUUCAACAGUAAACCAUUAAGGGGUCAUACCUAGUUAGAAUAAUCGAAAAAAUCGAUUUUUGGGUUUUUGCAUAUUCUUGAAGUACACCAUUUCAAGAAUGUUUUCUGAAAAUUUCAUGUCAAUCGGACGAAAAUUGACAAAGUUAUGCGAGUUUAAACGUAGGAACCGCUCCGAGAGCAGGUCGCGCGCGCGGCGCGGCGGCAAGCAGGGCGCACUACCUGGGUUUAUACUCACAAUAGACAGGACACAAUAGGACAGGGCAGGUUCGCUACACGUCUAAACAAGUUUCUGUGUGCUUGUAUUCAAACGGCCAACGAGCUCAGUUUGGCAGUUGGUUUUGAGCUAAGCAAAUCAACUUAGCUACUUCGAUUUCGCUGCAGGUUUUCGAUUUCGCUUUUAUUUUCGCGUGUUUUUCACGAUGAAUCCGAAUGAAAAAGUCACACGAAAUAAAAGAGCACUGCUAAAAACGUACAAAUCAAGAUCAAAGAAGAGAAAACAAUCUUUCAACCCUAAGACACCGGAGACGAACGAAGCAAGUUUUAGUGCAUCUAGAAGAAAAAUCGAGUUGCAGAAACAGAUUGUGGUGCCGCAAGAUAAUUCUAUAGAAUAUAGAAUUCUCAAUUUUGUUUCUGUAUUUUCGGCUAUCGCAAUGCUUGUGAAGUGCAAAAAAUGCAAUAAUGAUAUAAAGUUUCAGACAACCAGUACUCGGGGACUAGGAUUUAAAAUUGCUGUUUUAUGUGAUCAGUGCCCACCACAGGAAAUUCCUUCGUGCACUUUUAUAAAUCACUCUUACGAAAUUAAUAGACGUUUUAUAUUUACGAUGAGAGUUCUUGGUUUAGGACUAAAAGGUGCUCAAAAGUUUUGUGGACUCAUGGACAUGCCGAAGUUUUUCUAUCAAACCACCUACGAAAUAAUUUUAAAGCACAUUCACUCGUGCGUCAAAACUGUUCGUGAUGUGCUUUUUGAAAAAGCUGUUAAAGAAGAAAUGGAGGAGACCGAUGGACAGGAUAAUACAAAACUAACAGUUUCAGGGGACGGAACGUGGAAAAAGCGAGGUUUCACAUCUCUGUUUGGUGUUGCUUCUAUAAUUGGUUAUUAUAGCGGUAAAGUGCUCGAUGUCGUGAUAAAAAGUGCUUUUUGUAAAAUGUGCGAAGUUUGGAAUAAAAAAGUAAAUACUACUGAGUAUGAAGAAUGGCUCGAAAAUCAUGAAGCCGAAUGCACGGCGAAUCACAAGGGAUCAUCCGGUAAAAUGGAGGUCGAGGCAAUUGUUGAAAUGUUCAAGCGUUCCGAAACUCUGCACGGUGUCAAGUACGAGAACUACAUUGGAGACGGUGAUUCGAAAACGUACUCCGGUAUUUUAAAUGCCGCGCCUUAUGAAGACAUUUCUGUAAAUAAAAAAGAAUGCAUCGGUCACGUCCAAAAAAGAAUGGGCACGCGAUUACGUGAGUGUAAAACGAAAAAUAAAGGGCUCGGCGGCAAAGGCAAACUAACUGGUAAAAUGAUCGAUAAGUUAACAGUUUAUUAUGGUCUGGCUAUACGUAGAAAUUAUGAAUCAGCAAAUAAUAUGAGAACAGCUAUUUGGGCUACAUAUAAUCACUACAGUUCAACAAACGAAAAUCUGAAACAUGAGCUCUGCCCGGCGGGAGCGGAAUCGUGGUGCGAAUGGCAGCGCGCGUAUGCAGAGUUACCAAGCAAUCAGAAGCAAAAAAUAAAAAGUUUUAUGCACACCUACGAUGCUUUACCGACUGAUGUUUUGACGGCUAUCAAACCAAUUUACGAGAACUUGAGUAAACAAGAGUUAUUAGAUCGAUGUGUUGGUGGAUUUACACAAAAUAACAACGAAAGUUAUAAUCAACUGAUUUGGAAAAUCAGUCCAAAAAUUCUUCCAAGCGGCUCAAUACCAAUCGAAAUAGCUGCAUAUGUGUCAGCUUGUGUUUUUAACGAAGGUUCAAAAGCUUUGUUACAAAUAAUGCAAACGAUGGGAAUUUCUACUGGCCCAAAUGCUCAUGCAUUCGUGGCGGACGAAGACCAGGAACACAUCGCCACUGCUGAGCGCCGCGCGCAAGCUAAUACACAAGAGGCCAGAAAGCGUCGUAGACAGGAGAAAAUUGAUGCUUUGGAGGUGGCUUCGGCAGCAGAAGGCUUACUUUAUGGGCCUGGAAUCGAUGAUUCUGUAUGAUUUGGCUUGGAGUUAUCGUGAACACCGCACGACACCGCUGAAAAAUCAGGUUUCCUUAAGGUGGCCGUAACUUCCUCAAUUUACAAUAUUUUUCAACGAAAAAAAUUCUGAAUGUUGUUCAAUAUAUGUACUUUUGAUAUCAACAUUUUGUUGUAAGAAAAAAUUAAUUGAACUUAUAAAAAUCCCCGAAAAUCA